This is a messenger RNA of Sphenostylis stenocarpa, 1473 nucleotides long. The record is from the annotation of a GenBank genome assembly. Lineage: Eukaryota; Viridiplantae; Streptophyta; Magnoliopsida; Fabales; Fabaceae.
AUGUCUGACUCGCACCUAACUUUCUACUCUCUUUCGUCCAUUCUUGCUCUUCUCCCAAUCUUCUUCAUCUUGGUUCUCAUCAAAAGAAAGCAAACCAAACCCAGGCUCAACCUUCCCCCUGGUAACAUGGGCUGGCCAUUACUUGGUGAAACCAUUGGCUAUUUGAAGCCUUAUUCUGCCACCACAAUAGGGGAAUUCAUGGACCAGCACAUAGCAAGGUAUGGUACAAUUUACAAGUCCAAGCUAUUUGGGGAGCCGGCCAUAGUGUCAGCAGAUGCAGGACUCAACAGGUUCAUUCUACAGAACGAAGGGAAACUGUUCGAGUGCAGCUAUCCCAGAAGCAUUGGUGGAAUACUCGGGAAAUGGUCCAUGUUGGUCUUAGUUGGCGACAUGCAUAGAGACAUGCGGGUUAUAUCACUCAACUUUCUAAGCCACGCCAGACUCAGAACCCAUCUCUUGAAAGAGGUGGAGAAACACACCCUCUUGGUUCUAAACUCUUGGAACCAAAAUUGCACAUUCUCAGCCCAAGAUGAAGCCAAGAAGUUCACCUUCAAUCUGAUGGCGAAGCAUAUCAUGAGCAUGGAUCCUGGGGAAAUCGAGACAGAGCAACUAAAGAAAGAGUACGUCACUUUCAUGAAAGGGGUGGUAUCCGCGCCAUUGAAUUUACCUGGAACUGCAUACCGAAAGGCGUUAAAGUCUAGGUCCACCAUACUGAAGUUCAUAGAGGGGAAAAUGGAAGAGAGAGUGAAGAGAAUCCAAGAGGGAGAUGAGAGCUUGGAGGAAGAUGAUCUUCUGAACUGGGUUUUGAAGCACUCGAAUCUUUCGACGGAACAAAUUCUGGACUUGAUUCUGAGCUUGCUCUUCGCUGGCCAUGAAACUUCGUCGGUGGCCAUAGCUCUAGCCAUUUACUUUUUGCCCGGUUGUCCUCAAGCUAUGCAACAGUUAAGGGAAGAGCACAGUGAAAUUGCCAGAGCCAAGAAACAAGCAGGGGAAGUUGAGCUCACGUGGGAGGAUUACAAACGAAUGGAAUUUACUCAUUGUGUUGUGAACGAGACACUAAGGUUGGGAAAUGUAGUGAGGUUUCUCCACAGGAAGGCUCUGAAAGAUGUUAACUAUAAAGGUUAUGACAUUCCAUGUGGGUGGAAAGUCCUUCCGGUGAUUGCAGCCGUGCAUCUGGAUCCUUCACUUUUUGACCAACCUCAACACUUCAAUCCAUGGAGAUGGCAGAACAAUGGAAGUCGCGGAACUUGUCCAAGCAAGAGCACAGCAAACAAUAACUUUCUUCCGUUCGGAGGAGGACCACGACUAUGCGCAGGAUCAGAGUUAGCGAAACUUGAAAUGGCUGUUUUCAUUCAUCAUCUGGUCCUGAACUACCAUUGGGAAUUGGCUGAUUCAGAUCAAGCUUUUGCCUACCCUUUUGUGGACUUCCCCAAGGGCCUACCCAUUAGAGUCCAAGCUCACUCUUUGAUUUGA